Molecule: messenger RNA, 2523 nt
Organism: Phyllostomus hastatus (greater spear-nosed bat)
Lineage: Eukaryota; Metazoa; Chordata; Mammalia; Chiroptera; Phyllostomidae
Gene: ELMOD3
Product: ELMO domain containing 3
Exons: 13
Coding region: 646-1794 (382 amino acids)
Source: RefSeq, a predicted model, not a curated record
CUUUGCUCAGUUUUCCCCACCGGAUAGAGAGAACCUGUGCGUCCGGAAGCCCCUCACAUCCCUGGCUGGCUGGCUGUGUGGUUGGGUGGAGAUCUCUCGAGAUCUGCGCGUCGCAGCCGGCGAGCCCCUUUUCUGCUAGCCCCUACAAUAGACCAAUAGCUUGGGCCGCGGCCCCCGCUUCCCCAGAAUGGCGUUGCUUGCGGCGGGGGCCUCCUGGCGUCCCCAGGCCUCUGGCUGGGUCCCCGUGGCACCUGCCUCUGUGGGGCCGUGAGGAGCCGUCCAGCGAUCAGCCUGAUGAAAGGAUCAGAGAACUAUCAUUCCUAUGUGCGCAUUUGUAUUUAAGAUAGUAAGUGUCCGGACACUGUUGAAGACACCAGCGGUGCUCCCACCAGAACAGAGACACUAGCAGAGGGCCAAGCCUUCAAAGACCUCAGGGACUUCUCUCAGUACCCACAGAAAUCUCCUACACCCUGGCGAUGACACGUAGGGACUUUUUCUCGCUCUAUGUCUGAACGACUGCCAAGAAGGAAGGCAAAGGUAGAACGGUUGGAUCUCUGGCUCUCCCCGUAGCUUCUAAUCUCAGACCCUAUUAAACUCCUUUCUGAACCCAAGGACAAAGCUCACUUGAACAAAUGAUUUUGAGUCAUGAAUGAAAAAUCUUGCUCUUUCCAUAAUGAGAAAGAAUUAAAAAAUGGACAGAUUGAAGGUGUGUCUGCUGGGUACUCUCCACCAUGUGACAAGGACAACAGCGCUCUUCUGGCAUUCCGAGAAAUUCCUAUCUCACAGUUGAAGAACCACCGCAUCCUUCAGGCCCUGACAGCAGAAGCCUGUGGAUGGACGCCAGGAGUUGUGAGCACGGAGGUGCUCAGAGCCCAAGGAGAAUGGGAAGCCGUGGACAACAUCCAGCCAGAGACAGGGAGCCAAACCAGCUCAGACCAGCCUGGACAGCUCAUCUCCUUCAGUGAGGCCCUGCAGCAUUUCCAGACUGCUGACCUCUCCUCCUUCAAGAAAAGAAUCCAACCAACAAUCCGACGGACUGGGCUCGCUGCCCUCCGGCACUGCCUCUUCGGGCCUCCAAAGCUCCACCAGGGCCUCCGUGAAGAAAGGGACUUGGUCCUGACCAUUGCUCAGUGUGGCCUGGAUAGCCAAGACCCAGUGCACGGCCGAGUCCUCCAGACCAUCUACAGGAAGCUGACAGGCUCCAAGUUUGACUGUGCCCUCCUCGGAGAUCACUGGGAAGAUCUGGGCUUUCAGGGAGCAAAUCCAGCCACAGACCUGAGAGGAGUGGGCUUCCUCGCCCUCUUGCAUCUGCUGUACCUGGUGAUGGACGCAAAGACCUUGCUGAUGGCCCAGGAGAUUUUCCGCCUGUCUCGUCACCAUAUCCAGCAAUUCCCCUUCUGCCUGAUGUCCGUGAACAUCACCCGCAUUGCGAUCCAGGCCUUAAGGGAAGAGUGUCUCUCCAGGGAGUGUAAUCGGCAGCAGAAGGUGAUCCCAGUGGUGAACAGCUUCUAUGCCGCCACCUUCCUCCACCUCGCUCAGGUCUGGAAGACGCAGCAGAAGACCAUCUUGGACUCAGGCUUUGUCCUCAAAGACUUGGAAGCGUUGGCCAAGAAGAGCCCAAGGCGGCUGCUCAAGACCCUGGAGAUCUACUUGGCCGGCAUAUCGAAGGGACAGGCCUCCUUGUUGGCAGCGCAGAUGUGCUAUAGGGCACAGGUCCCUCGCUCCAAGGAUCUCACUUUCACGGGCGUGUGUGACCUGCCCCCGCCCUCCUCCGAAGGCACACGGCUGAGCUGACCAACCUGAAGCUGGCUGGCUGAGGGACUGCAAGGCUGGGCUGCCGGCAGGCCAUGUCAGGAGCGCCCUGCCUGGGCCAGGCCCUUCCCAUCUCAGCAGAAGGGAUGUAGGCAGCUCCCCGGGCUGGUCAGAGGAGCCGAGGACACAUCGGGCAUUCAGACUUGACCCACUCCCUACAGAUCUGCCUCCGAGCAAGAACUUUGCUGGAACCUUCGUUGGACCACAGGUUACCAAGUUGGGUUCCAGGUCAUCUUGAUGAGAGUGAAAGGAUCAUGAGGUGGGAGAGCCCCAUCUGGAUGUUCACACAUCCCCACGUUGAAGGACAUUCCUAAGCAGGGCUUUCAGGCCUGUGCUGGCCUUAACAGGGACCAGACAGGAACACAGGGUAGUUAGAAUUUGAAGGGAGAAGCUAGCAGUUGCAGCAGCCAACAGAGGGCAGCAUGAACCAGACCAAGCCGCCCAAGGCUGCAGCUGGGCUGGCUUCACUCUCCUCCAUCCAGCAGGCCAGUACCUGGGUCCCCCCUGGGGUUUCUGGCCUUGUAUUUAACCCACUCUACUAUCCCCCACCUCUCCUCCCUGCCUUGUGUCUCCACUGCUGCCCAGCCGCCUCCCAGCUGGGCUUCCCCGUGGAGCCUGUGCAGUUCCCAUCAGAGAUGGUUUUCUAGUCUGGCUGAGGGAAGGAGGACGUUCACACAUCAGCAGUUACUGAAUAAAAGAGUUGUUCUGGGA